This is a messenger RNA of Onychomys torridus (southern grasshopper mouse), 2524 nucleotides long. RefSeq names its product secretogranin II (gene Scg2). Gene Ontology annotation, cellular component: secretory granule. The transcript has 2 exons. The record is from RefSeq and is a predicted model, not a curated record. NCBI's taxonomy places the organism in Eukaryota, Metazoa, Chordata, Mammalia, Rodentia, Cricetidae. Bases 179 to 2038 code for a protein of 619 amino acids.
CUGCGCUGGGGUUUGAGGCUGAGCCGGUGACGUCAGCGUGGAAUGCGGAGUCAGGCGCCCAGACUCGCUAUAAGCAGAGGAGCUGUCCGGUGCUGAAACUGCCCGAGACCUCACCCAGCGGCGGAGGAGCAGGCUUAGAGCCAUCCAGGCCUUCUAAGACCAAGGAAAUUUUUAAGGCAUGGCAGAAGCUAAGACACACCAAUUUGGAGCAGUUCUGCUUCUUGUCCACUUAAUUUUCCUCAUCCCUGGAGCCGAAGCAGCUUCCUUCCAGCGAAACCAGCUGCUUCAGAGAGAACCAGACCUCAGAUUGGAGAAUGUCCAGAAGUUUCCUAGUCCUGAAAUGAUCAGGGCUUUGGAGUACAUCGAAAAGCUCCGACAACAAGCUCACAGAGAAGAAAGCAGCCCAGACUACAACCCCUACCAAGGCAUCUCUGUUCCCCUUCAACUCAAAGAAAACAGUGAAGAAAGUCACUUGGCUGAAAGCUCAAGAGAUGCUCUGAGUGAAGACGAAUGGAUGAGGAUAAUACUCGAGGCUUUGAGGCAGGCUGAAAAUGAACCUCAGUCUGCCCCCAAAGAAAAUAAGCCCUUUGCCUUGAAUCUGGAGAAGAACUUCCCAGUGGACACGGCUGAAGACUAUGAGACUCAACAGUGGCCAGAGAGGAAACUCAAGCACAUGCGAUUCCCUCUUAUGUAUGAAGAGAAUUCCAGAGAAAACCCCUUCAAGCGCACAAAUGAAAUAGUAGAGGAACAAUACACACCCCAGAGCCUUGCUACCCUGGAGUCUGUGUUCCAAGAGCUGGGGAAACUGACAGGGCCAAACAACCAGAAGCGAGAGAGGGUUGAUGAGGAAGAAAAGCUCUACACAGAUGAUGAGGAUGAUGUGUACAAGACCAACAACAUUGCCUAUGAAGAUGUGGUGGGGGGAGAAGACUGGAGUCCCAUAGAGGAGAAAAUAGAGACUCAAACCCAGGAAGAGGUGAGAGACAGCAAAGAGAACACAGAAAAAAGUGAACAAAUCAAUGAAGAAAUGAAACGUUCAGGGCAGUUGGGACUCCAGGAUGAAGAUAACCAGAAAGAGAGUAAAGACCAACUCUCAGAAGAUGCCUCCAAAGUCAUCACCUACUUGAGGAGGUUAGUGAAUGCUGUGGGCAGUGGGAGGUCACAGAAUGGGCAAAAUGGGGACAGGGCAGCCAGGCUUCUAGAGAAACCACUUGAUCCUCAGUCUGUUUAUCAGCUGAUUGAAAUCUCCAGAAAUUUGCAGAUACCCCCUGAAGACUUAAUUGAGAUGCUCAAAGCUGGAGAGAAGCCAAAUGGGUUGGUGGAGCCAGAGCAGGAUCUGGAGCUUCCUGUUGACCUAGAUGACAUCCCAGAGGCUGACAUAGACCGUCCCGACAUGUUUCAGAGUAAGCUGCUUUCCAAGGGUGGGUAUUCCAAGGCACCUGGUCGUGGUAUGAUAGAGGCCUUGCCUGAGGGGCUCAGUGCUGAGGACAUUUUAAAUCUUUUAGGGAUGGAAAAUACAGCAAAUCAGAAGGCCCCAUAUUUCCCCAAUCAAUAUAGCCAAGACAAGGCUCUACUGAGGCUCCCCUAUGGUCCUGGGAAAUCUAGAGCCAGCCAGAUUCCCAAAGCAGCCUGGAUGCCAGAUGUUGAAAGCAGACAAGCACUCUAUGAAAACCUGAAUGAUAAGGACCAAGAACUGGGAGAGUACUUGGCCAGGAUGCUAGUUAAAUAUCCUGAGCUCCUGAAUUCCAACCAACUGAAGAGAAUGCCCAGCCCAGGCUCCUCGGAAGAUGAUCUUCAGGAAGAAGAGCAACUCGAACAGGCCAUCAAGGAACAUCUGGGUCAAGGAAGCUCCCAGGAAACCGAGAAACUGGCCACAGUGAGCAAAAGGGUCCCUGUAGGAUCCCUGAGGAAUGAAGACACCCUGAACAGACAGUACUUGGAUGAAGAUAUGCUCAUGAAAGUGCUGGAGUAUCUCACCCAAGAAAAGGCAGCGCAGGGGAGGGAGCAUCUGGCCAAGCGGGCCAUGGAAAACAUGUAAACAGCUUCAACUAUUGCCCGAUUUUCCUUCUUUCCCCCCGAGUGAACCCCCUACAUUUCUCUUCAGUGUGUUGACCUCUAUCUUGUUAACACUGUAAUAUCUUUAAGUGAUGUUCAGGCAGAUGACUUCAGGUCAUUUUGGGGAUCUGCCUCACUUACUCUGAGCUGUUAUCGUGUGUAUGGAUAUGUGUAAAUGUUAUGAUUCCCAGAUUAAAAAUUUAUGUCCUUUAUUCAAGAAAGAUUAUCUAUGAUAGUGUUGAAUAGUAUAUCUAAUGGUCAUGAUAUUGAUGAUGCUCACAUAUGAUAGAGAGUGUCCUAUAAUUAUCUUGGAAGUUUUUCACAUUUAUUGAAUUAUUUUGUUACUGUCUGUAGUGUUUUGUGGAGUUCUGGAGAAAAACCAAUAAAGCAUUAUAAAUAUAUAGUUUUACUUAUAAGGCCUUUUCUAUUGUGUGCUUUAUGGUUGAUUAAUAAAUGUUAUUUCUGGAAA